GCUGCCAUGCGCAAUGGGUACUUUCGGUUUGUAGACAACAUUUCCUCAAGCUUUGCCAGAAUCAUGGCAGCUGCGGUUGACCGGUACCUCUUUGUGGCUGCGAUAGACUUUGGAACGACCUAUUCGGGAUAUGCCUUUUCCAGUAAAGAUGCUUUUGAAGAAGAUCCAUUGAAAAUAAGUACGAAUAGUUGGAACUCUGGUUCGGACUUAUCUUACAAAGCUCCGACAGCGUUGCUGUUAACACCAAAAAAAGAGUUCAAGUCGUUUGGUUAUACGGCUGAAACAGACUAUACCCAGAUGGCAGAAGAUGGGGCCGAUUUAAGCAAGCAUUAUUAUUUCCAUCGCUUCAAGAUGCUACUUCACAACAAUAAGAACCUAGGAAAGAAAACCAAAAUAACAGACGAGACUGGUAAAUCCUUUCCGGCAUUCGAUGUAUUCGUACAUUCGAUACGAUACCUCAAAGACCACGUGUUUCAUGCUAUUAAGAAUAGCUUCACAGAUCUGUUAGAGAAGGACAUGAAAUAUGUACUGACAGUUCCCGCCAUUUGGAACGACAACGCCAAGCAGUUUAUGCGAGAGGCAGCAGCCGAGGCUGGGAUAAAGGGAACCCAGUUGAUGAUCGCCUUGGAGCCUGAAGCAGCCUCCAUCUAUUGCCAAACCCUACCAUCAGAGACAGUUUACAACCGAACUUUCCUAAAAGCUGCAAAUUCUGGAUCAACUUACAUGGUAGUGGAUCUGGGCGGAGGAACAGCUGAUAUAACUGUUCACCAACGUCAAGGCGACAGAACCCUGAAGGAGUUACUGCCAGCCACAGGAGGGGCUUUAGGCGGCAAAAGUGUUGACGAUGAAUUCUGGAGAUUUUUAGGGCAAGUUGUUGGAGAGAAAAACUUGGCAUUGAUGAAAAAAGAAAGUAUGGAAGACUAUAUAGAUUUAAGCAGGCAAUUCGAAACAAAGAAACGUGAAAUAACUGUUGAAGGGGAACGAAACGUCUUGUUCACACUACCAGUGACCUUACUUGAUAUCAUCAAAAGGGACAAACAGAGACAAACUAUAGAAAAAGCCAUUCAAAUCAGCCCAUUCUCUCAUACUGUAGAACUGAAAAGGAAAAAACUGUCGAUCAACGUCGGACAAUUCCGUGGACUGUUCUCGAAGACGAUCAACGGAAUUUUAUCCCACAUGGAAACCAUCCUGUAUAAACACAAGUUUAAACAUAUCCAACACAUUUUGAUGGUUGGAGGAUUUUCAGAAUGUCUACUCUUACAAAGCGCAAUUAGAAAAAGACUUAAUCAGAAAGUAAUUGUCGUUCCAGACGAGGCUGGCCUUGCUGUCCUCAAAGGUGCGGUGUUGUUUGGACAUACUCCAAGGGCUAUCAGCUGUAGGGUAGCCCGAUAUUCUUACGGCACCCAAAGCUGGCCUACAUUUAACCCGAAUGUACAUCCAGAAAAGAAGAGAGUUGUGAUAAACGGAGUAUCUCGAUGCAAGGACGUAUUUUUCAAGUUCAUCGAGGCUAACCAGGAGCUCGUCCCUGGACAUCGAGAGUCACAAGUCUUCCAACCACUCAAUUUGACCGAAAAUUUUCUCGAAUGUACUGUGUAUGCCUCCCCUCUGGUUGAUCCUAUGUUUACAGAUGAAGAUGAUUGUAUCGUCUUGGGAGUUCUGAGGAUUCCUCUUAAUCCCAAAAGGAAGAAGAAUUUGAAGAUAGAAGAAACUCUGAUAUUUGGAGAGACAGAACUUGCUGUGCAAGCAAGAGAUAUCGAGACUGAGGAAAUCUACGAGACACAAUUCAAUCUUCUGAAGGACGGGACAUAGUUAUAGACUGCUGCAUACAACGGAGGAGGUGAAAUUGAGACAAAUUGAAGACAAUGGAGACAACUUGACCUUCAAGAAUCAAUGGAACAAGUCUGCGUUUUGAAUGCAAACGUAAUACAAGUUUUCUGCAUUCAACAACCAUCGUUAGGAGACAUUCACUUUGAAUGUCCAGGACGCUGACCCAUGACUUGGAAAACAAACACAACUGUUCACAUAGCACUUUUCAAUAUGAAAUAUGAAAGUUGUGAAAUGAGUUUCGGAAUGCAGUCUUCAGGAGUUUAGAAGACUAUGUCUUACGAAUUAAAACCCAAUGAGUGCACAUGAAGAACAUUCAAACAAAAGAACAAAGCAGUUAAAAAUAAAUAUAAAAAUAACAAGUAUUGUUAUGAAAUGCAGAAAAAACGGAAAGAAAAACUUGUCAGUUCCGAAUACAUCUCUCUUGAAUUUGUACAUGUGUAUUCGAUAUAGAAAACACAUUUUUUGUAUAUGCACCACGUGCACAUCGUUAAAGUAAUAUCAAACUUGUAUAACGUAAUGUCACUCAAAGUAAUAAUAGGUUGUUUCACAUUACCGACACGAAAGAGAACACGAUGUGCAAAACCAACACAGAGUACAGCCAUUCCGGAGUGAUUGUAGCCAAACUCCGAACGGUAUAUCUUUGCAACAAACCUCUUGGAAGUUCAUGAUGCUACGUUUGCGUACGUGACAAAAGCCGUUUCCCUUCAGGUACGGCAGUUGACUUGACCCAAUGUGUAAAUUUUGUGUAGUUUGGACCACAUACAUAAUGUAUAUUAGGGUUGAGGCUAAUUUUACUAUUUCUGUGAUCAUUGUCACAGACAGUCGUGCCGUCGCAUCGGUUCGUCAUGACAACGGGACAGAUUAAUUGUCGGUGAAUUGAAAAACGUUGUGACUAUUGUGUGUGUUUUUGGUGCUUAAUUUUAGAGAUCAUCUACACACAUGCAAUUGAUUGUAAAUAAACUGCACUUGUAUGAUCGUAAUUCAACAUUUUAUCAUAAAUAUAAUUGUAUUUGUGAAAAUGUAUGAUUACAAUUGAUAGGGAAUUCGAAUAUUUAAAACCUGUAUCAAAUGCGGCAAUACGGGUUCCUUUUACAUGUCUUUUUCGCAAAUUCUUAUUUUAAAUAUUUAUUAACC
This is a messenger RNA of Mizuhopecten yessoensis (Yesso scallop), 2961 nucleotides long. RefSeq names its product heat shock 70 kDa protein 12B-like. Lineage: Eukaryota; Metazoa; Mollusca; Bivalvia; Pectinida; Pectinidae. Gene Ontology annotation, molecular function: ATP binding; ATP-dependent protein folding chaperone. The transcript has 6 exons. The record is from RefSeq and is a predicted model, not a curated record. Bases 7 to 1809 code for a protein of 600 amino acids.